CCACUCGCUUCCUAAUCUGAGGUAGUAGAUCGGAGGAGAAAUCUCAGCGGCGGCGGCGGCGGCGGCGGCGGUUGCAGAGAGAGGUGACCAGGCGAGGAGAAGGAGAUCCGAGCAGAGCCGAAGAUGAGCGGGGUCAAGAAGGUGACGGACCUCGCGGCCAAGGCCGGCAAGGCGAUCGACUGGGACGGCAUGGCUAAGAUGCUCGUCUCCGAGGAGGCCCGGAAGGAGUUCGCCAACCUCCGCCGCACCUUCGAGGACGUCAACCACCAGCUCCAGACCAAGUACUCCCAGGAGCCACAACCAAUUGACUGGGAGUACUACAGAAAAGGAAUCGGAGCGAAAGUGGUGGAUAUGUACAAGCAGGCUUACGAUAGUAUUGAGAUCCCCAAGUUUGUUGAUACUGUCACUCCUGAGUACAAGCCAAAGUUUGAUGCCCUGGUAGUUGAAUUGAAGGAAGCAGAGAAGACAUCUCUGAAGGAAUCAGAGAGGAUAGACAAAGAGAUUGCUGAACUGAGGGAGAUGAAGAAAAAGAUGAGCACAAUGACAGCAGAUGAAUACUUUGAGAAGCACCCUGAACUCAAGAAGAAGUUUGAUGAGGAGAUCCGCAACGAUUACUGGGGAUACUAGAUAACGGCGAAACUCCCUGUUCCUAUACUGGAACAUUCAAUAAUACUUGUUUGCCCUGAUGUAUGGACGGAAUUUCAUCAUCCAAGCUUGGGUGAAUUCCUUUUUAGCAUGUGAACGGGGCUUGUUGAAACUCAACAUAACUCUGCUCUUUUGAACCUUUUGUUGAACCUCAUCAUUGUGAGGCUCAUCAGCUUAUUUGAAUGAAGUUUUCUUUUGUGCUUA
Messenger RNA from Lolium perenne, 849 nucleotides. Its product is annotated as ATP synthase subunit d, mitochondrial. Gene Ontology annotation, biological process: proton motive force-driven ATP synthesis. The record is from RefSeq and is a predicted model, not a curated record. Lineage: Eukaryota; Viridiplantae; Streptophyta; Magnoliopsida; Poales; Poaceae. Gene Ontology annotation, molecular function: proton transmembrane transporter activity.